AUGAACAGGCAAAGUUACUGUCUUUAUUUACCUAGCCAAUAUUAUGGUACGAUUAACAGUGCAUUAAAUUGGCGUGAAAAUGAGUUUAGCAUAUAUUUACAACCAGGUCGAAAUGUUGGUGAUAAAGUUUCAAUUGUUCGAUUAGAUACACCACCAGAAGUUAUCAUCAUUAAUGAAUUAACGACGGGUGUAAGUGGUAGUGGAAAUAAUGCGCUUCUUUACUUGCCACCGUAUGGACAUAUUGGCUAUCUUCGUGGCACGAUUGCUCUUGAUAUUAUUCCGCAAAAUGGAAACUUUUCGAUUCGUUGUUCCGUACCAGAUUCGACACUAUACGUGGUGAAUGAAUUAAAACAAGCAAUGGAACAACGCAAUAUCAGUGUUCUUGACCAGUAUAAAACAGAGGUAAUAAAGACAGAUCGCAAAACAAUUUACACACAUCAGUCACCCACAUUAGAUAAAAUUGUUUAUUGGUUUCAACAAGACAGCAUCAAUUUUUACGGUGAACUGUUAAUAAAAAAAAUAGCACAAUAUACUCGUAUAUGCGCAGUCGACGAUGCUUUCUUAUAUGUUCUUCCUUAUUAUUGUUUUACUCUUCAUGAUAUCGAAAAAACAGCUGUGGCAACCAGAGAUGGUUCUGGAUUAUCGCCGACAAAUCGAAUAACAACAUUAUCAAUAGCUAAAGUUCUGAUUGGCGUACAAAAAGAAAAAUGGUUCGAUACAUUUUAUAACUCAAUGCCAAUUAGAAAUGAUUUACGUGUAAAAGGUGGAAGUUUAAGAAAUACUCUAUCCUACGCAGGUUAUGCGAAACCACAGGCGCGCAAUAAUAAUCAUACAUUAGUAUUCUCAUUUAUUGUUAAUAAUUACAACGGGCAAUCAACAACGAUGAGAAAUAAAAUAUGGGCAUUAUUAGAUGAGUUAAAAACUUGUAGCGCUUCUUCUCGAAUUGCUCAUGGGUCCACUAUAAUAGUUUUAGGCAUAUAUAUGUCUCUUACUUUUUCUACCGAAAACACAUUACAUUAG
Didymodactylos carnosus is the source of this 1020-nucleotide messenger RNA. The record is from the annotation of a GenBank genome assembly. NCBI's taxonomy places the organism in Eukaryota, Metazoa, Rotifera, Eurotatoria, Philodinida, Philodinidae.